This is a messenger RNA of Penaeus indicus, 3844 nucleotides long. RefSeq lists its product as uncharacterized. Bases 277 to 3834 code for a protein of 1185 amino acids. Gene Ontology annotation, molecular function: G protein-coupled receptor activity. The record is from RefSeq and is a predicted model, not a curated record. Gene Ontology annotation, biological process: G protein-coupled receptor signaling pathway; cell surface receptor signaling pathway. The transcript has 14 exons. Gene Ontology annotation, cellular component: membrane. NCBI's taxonomy places the organism in Eukaryota, Metazoa, Arthropoda, Malacostraca, Decapoda, Penaeidae.
UGUUACACAGAGGAAUAUCUUUAGAAAAUAGACCUUAACACGUGCCCUGAUGAAUAACGCAACAAUCUGAAAGACUUGGACUAACAGUGAACAAAAACUGACCGACAGAAAAUGUGUUGUAAUUCGUGGCGAGAAAAACUGCAUUGAUAUUUAUUUAUUUAUUUAACGGAUGGAUUGAGUAUAUAAAAGAACGAUCAGCAAAACAGAAUUAUAGUUAGAGGUACAAGACACAAUUUAUUUUACUUCGCCGAAAAAUCCCACACAUGCCUCCCAAAUAUGGCGCGCAUCUGGUGUAGUCCAGGACUUUGCAGCUUCUUAGGACUCCUCCUGCUAAUGCUGAAAGGACGCCCCUCCUUCGGCCGGGCCAGCCAAGAGGAGCAGAUCCUGGUGUGGGAGGAUCUGCGGGAGGAGGUGAAACAGAUGAUCAAGUACAAGACGUAUUGCUCGCCGAAGGACUACCGGUGUUGGCACGAUGGAGAGGAGAAGAGUCCUAAGCUUAUCAGUAACUUUUACGGGCUAUGUUACUGUGACAACGACUGCAUUCGUUAUGGCGACUGUUGCCUGGACAAAGCUGAAGCAGACUGGGGAGACGGCAGAGAGGAAGGGAGUGGGCGGUUCAGCUGCAGGAAGAUACACACAAUGAAUGCAGGAAUGGUAUUUGGAAUCCUGAUGAUAGACAGAUGCUUACCAGCCUACCACGGACUCCCUGUUGAGAGGAUGUGCCUGCAGAACGUGACAAGAGAAGCCUACACGUUUAUUCUGGAUGUAGCUGUCACCUCCAGGGCUACCAACAUCACCUACGUAAACUACUACUGCGCCUUUUGCAACAAUGACGUCUCAGACUUGCAUAACUGGACUAUCAAUAUCAUCUGCAACACGCAAGAGAUCCUGAAGGAAUUCACGAUGGUCGAAUUCAUGAGCAAGGCGAUCUACUACCCAGGACGCCGUGAGUGGAAGCGCUUUACGUACAGGACGAAGGAGGAGGAAGCGAGGAAAAUCUACCAAGAGAUUCACACUUGCUCUUCCCAGAUUGACGAAUUUAACAGCGUAGAACAGUUCGCCAGUCAGUUCGGUGGCCGACCAUGCAUCUACCCGAAGAAUGAAGCUACUGACGACGAUGCCUAUUCAAAGUCGGCUGAGGGGCAAGUACGCCGUUGUCAUCCUGACUGGACCAAUCCCAUAGACUUCGAGAAAUGUCAGAGCUACUCUCUGAUGAUGACCUACAGAAGCACAGAAAACAUAGUGGUGUAUAAGAACCCUCACUGCGCCAAUUGUAAUUUCGCCAACGUCUCUCAAGGCGACCUUCAGUGCCUCCGUCAACAAAGGGAUUUCCUCGUAAAAGGCUAUAGUAACGCCAUCCCACCCUGCUUCAGUGUCCUCAUGGACUUCAGGGGCGGCCGUUGCGAUGAGGCCACGGAGCUGUGGGAUCCGUUCCUCGAGAUCUGCCACAAGAUCCACUGCGGCCACCUGUUCAGGCUGGUGGCCGGGCGGUGCGAGAGGGACUUCACGGUCUACGAGCCGCUCUCGAACUCGAGCCUCCUGGACAGUUCGUGCCCCAAGAGGCUCCUCAACCUGACGGAGUAUGUGCCCCGAGGCGACGGCUCCAUCUUCGUCAACGCCUCCAAGAAGGUCUACGCCAAGGGGGAGUUCGAGGUCACAAAUGACACGCAGGUCCUCAUCUGUCAUGACAAGAGCCACUAUGCCGACGCCUUCAGCUCCGUCCACCAGUACCUGACGCUGGUCGUGCUGAGCGUGUCCCUCGUGGCUCUGGCGCUGCACAUGGCCAUCUACAUGCUCGUCCCGCGACACAGGAACCUGCCGGGGAAGAACCUGUUCUCCCUCUCGUGCUGCCUCUUCGUCGCCCACGUCCUGUUCCUGACGGGGACGAGAGAGACGGACGAGUACGGCCUGUGCGUGUUCCUGUCUUGCAGCCUCCACUACUUCUGGCUCGCCUCCUUCUGCUGGAUGAACGUGAUGAGCGUGGACGUGUGUCGCACCUUCAGCAGCCAGCUCUACCGCGGCGACUCCGACGGUGGCAGGACCUACCUCCUCUACUCGCUUUACGCCUGGACGGUCCCCGCGCUCGUGGUGUCGCUGGCGCUCCUGCUGGACUGGGUCGACCUGCUGCCGGACUACCGGCCGGAGUACGCGACGCGGCUCUGCUGGAUCAACAACCGCCACGGCCUGGCGCUCUUCUUCCUCCUGCCGGUGGGCGCCAUCGUCCUGGAGAACCUCGUGCUCUUCCUCAUCUCGGCUUAUGGCAUCUGCAAGCAAAUGAAGGCAGCGCGCUACGCCAACGUGAGGUCACAGAGCACAAAAGAAGGAACUCAAAAGGAAACGGAAAUCGGCUUUUCGAGCCAGACUCGCCGCGCCAAGAAGGAGCGAGUGAGACUUCUGCUCUAUGUGAAGCUUGGUGUCAUCCAGGGCCUCACGUGGCUCACCGGAUUCAUAGCGGCGUUCGCGGAUAUCCCCGCGUGCUGGUAUCCCUUCACGGUUCUCAACGGACUGCAGGGAGCCGGGCCCUCUUCCCCCGCAGACUCGCCGCGCCAAGAAGGAGCGAGUGAGACUUCUGCUCUAUGUGAAGCUUGGUGUCAUCCAGGGCCUCACGUGGCUCACCGGAUUCAUAGCGGCGUUCGCGGAUAUCCCCGCGUGCUGGUGGCGGAGGCGGUGUGGGAGGCGGUGACGGGACGCCCAUGGACCAAGGUGACUUCAUCCGCUGUCACAAGCACGACUCCCGCGGGAAGUGCAGAACGCGCGGACAACAGCCGUAACAAGUCGUCUGCGUCAAACAGUUCGGAAGCAGCGACGAUGGCGAGCCCACUUCCAGCGUCAGUUCUCGUCAGCGCCUCUCUGCACAGAAGUCAAGGGUCAGGGCGCAAGACGAAGGCGGGGCACGGCGGCGCAGAAGGGGUCAGGAACGGCGACCUGCGCGGCGGAGUCGUGCGAGGCAAAUUCGACGACGAAGUUCCGGAUCCACAGGUCGCCAGGCGACGUCCGAAGGCCGGCAUGGAGCCAGCGGGCGAGGCUUCGACUACGCUUCCGCCGCUCUCUUCCGUCGCCCCGGACGAACUCUUCCAGACGCCGCAAGAAAAACGGAAGGCAGAGCUGCAGCGCGUCGUGGACCUUCUGCACCAGCUGAAGGAGACGCAGAGGAACUCGAUGGAGCUGCCAGAUCUGGUGCAGCAGCUACUCCUCCGCAGCGGUGCGUUAGGCGGCCCGACGGGAACGCGCGGAACGGCCAAGCUCUCGAAGUGCCGCUCAUUCACGGAGGGCACGGACACCGGGCGGCAGGAGGAUCGUCAGAACGCGCUCGCCGCUCGGCUUCGGCUACUCGAGUACUCAGCGGAGUGCCCAACGAUCCACAGCCUCAUCUCGAGCCACGCCAGGGACACCGCCAGGGACACCAGCCUCCCAUAUGACGUUAACCUACCCCCGGCCGCCCACGCUACCGCCGGCAGCAACAGCAGCGGUGCCGCAGUGAGCGCUGCCUCCCAGCAGGAGAUGGCAGCAGUAGAAGUGUCCCCCUCCUGCUCUCCGGGAACGAUGAGGCGACAACCGGCCUCCCUCAACCGCACAUGUUCGGCCAGCUUGCGCUCCGUCGAUAGGGCGCAGACGACUCGGCAGGAGAGGCAGAGGGAGCCCGUCAGCCGGCCGACCCUCAGAGCCACGCAGUCUUUUUCACACAUCUCACACGUUGCAUUGGCGGCUGCAAUUAUGCAACGAGCAGCAUCCGACGCCAGAAAGAGAGGACGUAGGGAUGCCCAGCCGCCACAUCCGGAAACCGCCCCGCAUACACGAGCCAGCCUUAAGAACACGGCGGAGAGUCUAGUGUGAAGGAGGCAGA